UCCAGUCUAAAUGACCAAGAAGUUUUUGUUUAUUCCUGAAAACGGGGCAGUAAACAAGCUAGAUUUGGGUUAAUCGUAACCUGCUAACCAAACAAAAUAGGCCUACAUAGCAGAGGAAGAAGCCGAAGCCCAAGAAACGUAUUCGAUUCGGCGACUCACGAAUCGCGCCCGUAAUCUGUUACUCUUCUCCUCUAGCCCCCAAUCCAAGUUCAUUAAAGCAAUCAAGACUCCAGUGUUUUGGGAUUUCGAUUAUGGAAGAAAGAGGGGACCCUGAGCAUCAGUUGAUGAUCAAUGAAAGUUUUGCAGUUAAUAUGGAAAUUGAUCCAAAGAGAGCACGGUUUCCGUGCUGUAUUGUCUGGACACCCCUUCCUGUUAUUUCAUGGCUUAUACCUUUCAUCGGUCAUAUUGGCAUCUGCAGAGAAGAUGGAGUGGUUUUGGAUUUUGCAGGGCCAAAUUUUGUCUGUGUUGAUAAUUUUGCGUUUGGAGCUGUGGCUCGCUAUUUUCAAAUAAGCAAGGAAAAGGAAUGUUGCAUUUCUUCGCUUCCAGCUUCAUUCAGAGGUGAGGAUGGACACCAAUGGAUGAGCCAAAUGGAUCAUGGAAGGGGCACAUUGACAUGGGAUGAUGCACUGAGAAAUAGUACACAGGAGUUCCAACACCUGUCCUAUAAUCUACUUACUUGCAAUUGCCACUCUUUUGUAGCAAACAAUCUAAACAGAUUAAGUUUCAGAUCCGGUGGGUGGAAUGUGGUGAACCUUGCAGCUUUCAUUUUCUUCAAGGGUUGCUGGGUAAACAGAGCAGCCAUGAUCAAAUCCUUUUUACCCUUCGUUCUAGUCUCGGGGCUUGGAUUUGCAUUUGGGGGCACGACUUUCCUAACUUUCUGGGCCUUUUUCAUCUCAUUUCUUGUUGGUUGGUUUCUUUUGGGUACAUACUGUUUUAAGAAUUUGAUUCACUUAUAACUUUUUUAUUGAUGUAUUUGGUUUCCCUAAAACAAUGCCCAUAAAACCAUGGAUGCUUUGGUUAUACGCCAAAAAGAUCACAAGAGAAUCCGUUCGGCAGCUGAGAAAUCGUAAUUGCAAUAAUGGACAAAGAGGCAGUUGAUUCAAAGAUCACCACUGUAAUUGUACGUUUCCUUUAUGUUUUUAAACACUGACUGGUUAUUUGGUUACUUUUUUUCUUUUCAGCCGUGCCAGGGUUUGUCAAAUACGUGCAUUGUAUGAUGUAAUGGAAUUUACUGCUAUGGAGUUGGAGUUUAGUCUAUUGAAUUACAAUUUAAAAAUGAAAUCACUGAGUA
Molecule: messenger RNA, 1291 nt
Organism: Carica papaya (papaya)
Lineage: Eukaryota; Viridiplantae; Streptophyta; Magnoliopsida; Brassicales; Caricaceae
Gene: RTH
Product: RTE1-homolog
Biological process (GO): regulation of ethylene-activated signaling pathway; response to ethylene
Cellular component (GO): endoplasmic reticulum; Golgi apparatus
Source: RefSeq, a predicted model, not a curated record